Bursaphelenchus xylophilus (pine wood nematode) is the source of this 1032-nucleotide messenger RNA. The record is from the annotation of a GenBank genome assembly. Lineage: Eukaryota; Metazoa; Nematoda; Chromadorea; Rhabditida; Aphelenchoididae.
AUGCCACGCAGGCCGAGAACGGAUUUUAGGUCCAAUUUUCGUGGGAUUUCUGUUCAUUCGAUCCGAAUUGAAGGCAACCGAGGGCCGAAUUCCUGGUUGGACAAUUACGUAAGCUUUAUUCUAGGUAUGUUAUUGCUUUAGUUGAAUAACAAAUAUUUCCUCGGUCUUAUCAAAAGAGUCUGCCGUCUUUUGGAACCUUUUGAAAGAGCUGUUGAAACCGAUUGCUCCGAAGGCCGAAUUUCAAUGUUUGGACGUAGUUUAUGUAAGCCUUGCUCUUUGUUAUUAUUUUUUUGUAAUAACGACAAGGAUCAGGAUGUUUUGGUUUUAUCAAUAAGAUAUGGUCCGAGCGGGAUGUGUCAAAUUGGAGACGUGUCUUGGUCAAACUUGAAAAGAAUGGAGUGUGGGAAGAUCGAUGCAUCGACGAGUCGUUUGGAAAAGUCGUUGAAGGCAGAAUGGGUCUACAUCGUGGGUCUACAAGAUAGUAAGAAACAUUUGGGGCUUCGGUAGUUGAGCCCCCCACGAAAGGUAGUUCAAACCCCCACUGUUUUGCCCGUUUCACACCCCACAUAAUGAACAAAUUAGAAUAAUACAAAAAAUGUAAGCGGGGGUUUGAUCUACUACGUUGGGGGUUUGAUCUAAAACGUAGGGGGCUUGAACUAAAACGUAGGGGGCUUUUUCUAAGACGUAGGGGGCUUGAUCUAAAACGUAGGGGGCUUCAUCUAAAACGUAGGGGGCUUGUGCUGGACCAUACAACUUGGAUUAAUUCUUUGAAAUAAAUUUUGGGGUUCAGAAUGGACGAGGGGGGUUGUACUGGGUCAUGGGGGGGCUGAACUGGACUGGGGGGUUGUACUACCUUAGCCCCAAACAUUUUUAUUUUAUUUUGUUGCUUUAGGAGAAGAAUGGCUGUCCCCAUCAAACGCCGCGGCUACAUCUGUCUUAGCCGUUCAACCCCGCACAGCAGGUCCCAGGAACUCCCCAGCAGAUCCAGGACCUCCCCGGCAGCUUAGCAAGAAUUAUUUUAUACCGAUUUAA